ACUCCGCCGCGCCGAGCCAGCGAGCGGGCGGCAGCUCUCGCCGGGCGCCGGAGCCCACGGGAGGCGGCGGGAGCGGGCCGGGGCCAGGGCCGCGGCAGCGGCGGGGCCCGGCGGCGGCGCGGCGAGUUGGCGGCGGCCCGAGCUCGCCGGAAAGUUGGUGCCGGCUGAGCCGGCGGCGCCCGCUCGCCAUGCAGAGACCCAGCGGCCAGGGGACUGCCUUCUCCAUCGAUUCGCUCAUCGGGACGCCGCCGCCGCGGUCCGGGCACCUGCUCUACACCGGGUACCCCAUGUUCAUGCCGUACCGGCCGCUGGUGCUGCCGCAGGCGCUGUCCCACGCGCCCCUGCAGUCGGGGCUGCCGCCGCUGGCGCCGCUGGCCUCCUUUGCCGGCCGCCUCACCAACACCUUCUGCGCCAGCCUGGGCCAGGCCGUGCCCUCCAUGGUGGCUCUCACCACGGCCCUGCCCAGCUUCUCCGAGCCCCCCGACGGCUUCUACCCGCCGCAGGAGCUGCCUCCACCGCGUGCCAACCCCGACGCCGGCUGCCGGCGGGGCGCCGAGGGUCUAGAGGCGGAGGAGCUGCCCCCGGGGCGCGACAAGGGACCGCCCGAGCCGCCGCUGCACUUUCCGGACCCCUUCCCCGGCCUGGCAGACGGGAAAGCGUACAGCUCGGACGAGGAGAAGCUGGAGGUGAAGUCGGCGGCGACACCGUGCAGCGAGCGGGAGGAGGAGAGCUCGGCGGGCGACAGCGAGGAGGAGCCCUUCCUGGACGGGGCAGCCGCCGCCGCGCUGGGCGCCAAGGGCAAAGGCAAGGGCGGCCCCGCGGCCGAGCAGACCCCGCCGGGUUCCGGAGCCGGGAAGAGCCGCCGGCGGCGCACGGCCUUCACCAGCGAGCAGCUGCUGGAGCUGGAGAAGGAGUUCCACUGCAAGAAGUACCUGAGCCUGACAGAGCGCUCGCAGAUCGCGCACGCCCUGAAGUUGAGCGAGGUGCAGGUGAAGAUCUGGUUCCAGAACCGCCGAGCCAAGUGGAAACGCAUCAAGGCGGGCAACGUGAGCAACCGCUCGGGCGAGCCCGUCCGCAACCCCAAGAUCGUGGUGCCCAUCCCGGUGCACGUCAACCGCUUCGCCGUGCGCAGCCAGCACCAGCAGAUCGAGCAGGGCGCCCGGCCCUGAGCGCCGUCGGGGCUCUCGGACCCUGGGGCGGGCGGGCCGCCGGCAGCGGAGAGGGCCGGCGCGGCAGGGGCGCGGCCCGGGCGCCCGCUCGCACUCCUCUGUACAUGUCCCUUAUUUAUUCCGUGUAAACUCUGUACAUACGGCAGCGUGUCCGUCUGUCCGUGCCGCGGAGAGCGCAGGCCGCCUGGCCCCCGCGGGUCCCGGCCGCCAGCCGCGCCGGGCCGGGGCCGGGGCCGCGCUGCCCGCGGGCGCCCGCCCAUGUAUAGCUGUGAUUUCAAUAAAUUAUUUUCUAUGGAA
Molecule: messenger RNA, 1466 nt
Organism: Strigops habroptila (Kakapo)
Lineage: Eukaryota; Metazoa; Chordata; Aves; Psittaciformes; Psittacidae
Gene: GBX1
Product: gastrulation brain homeobox 1
Exons: 2
Coding region: 189-1169 (326 amino acids)
Biological process (GO): regulation of transcription by RNA polymerase II; regulation of nervous system development
Cellular component (GO): nucleus
Molecular function (GO): RNA polymerase II transcription regulatory region sequence-specific DNA binding; DNA-binding transcription factor activity, RNA polymerase II-specific
Source: RefSeq, a predicted model, not a curated record